Molecule: messenger RNA, 3926 nt
Organism: Anguilla rostrata (American eel)
Lineage: Eukaryota; Metazoa; Chordata; Actinopteri; Anguilliformes; Anguillidae
Gene: spns1
Product: SPNS lysolipid transporter 1, lysophospholipid
Exons: 13
Coding region: 275-1792 (505 amino acids)
Biological process (GO): transmembrane transport
Cellular component (GO): membrane
Molecular function (GO): transmembrane transporter activity
Source: RefSeq, a predicted model, not a curated record
GAUGUCAGACUGGUGUGGCAAUAGUCGUCAUGUGAGAGCUGAUGAUAUAAAUUAAACAUGGCGGCAGCGAGUGUCCCAAAGCAACGCCGCAGUUAGCCAGUUAGCUGACUAACGUAGACAAGCACAUCAAUGUCCAUAAACUGGAACUCGAACUGAAAGAAAGCAACACACUACGUGUGAAAACAACCGAAGUGGCGUUAAAACGAAGGGCAAAGAAAUACAAAGGCAUCAAAACGCCUCCGGUUUUUGCAGAUCACUGCUCUGAUUGUCAGCGAUGGCUCACACCGACCCCAGCUCCGACGCCACGCCCUUCUUCGGCGACGACGACGACAACGAGGCGGAGGGGUCCGGGGAGCCGGAAGCGGGGCUCGGCGCAGAGGAGUCGGCCAGCGGGGUGUCCAAUCGGAGGGCCUAUCUGACCGUGGGCGUGCUCUGCUACAUCAACCUGCUGAACUACAUGGACCGAUUCACUGUGGCUGGUGUCCUUCCAGACAUUGAGCAGUUCUUCGGGAUUAACGACGGCGAGUCUGGGCUCCUGCAGACAGUGUUUAUCUGCAGCUAUAUGUUUCUGGCUCCGGUGUUUGGUUACCUUGGCGACAGGUACAACAGGAAGCUGAUAAUGUGUGCUGGCAUCAGCUUCUGGGCUUUGGUGACUUUAGCCAGCUCCUACACCCCCAAAGAUCAUUUCUGGGCGCUGCUCCUCACUCGGGGUUUGGUGGGGGUGGGAGAGGCCAGCUACUCGACCAUAGCCCCCACCAUCAUUGCUGACCUCUUCAUCAAGGAGAAGAGGACCAGGAUGCUGUCAGUCUUCUACUUUGCCAUCCCUGUGGGCAGUGGCUUUGGCUACAUUGUGGGCUCCAAAGUGGAUGAUGUGGCUCAGGACUGGCACUGGGCUCUACGGGUAACCCCAGGUCUGGGACUGCUGGCGGUGCUGCUGCUCUUCGUGGUGGUGAAAGAGCCCAAGAGAGGAGCCAUCGAGGCUCGUCCAGAGCACAGCCUGCACAGGACCAGCUGGACUGCGGACAUCCAGGCCCUCAGCAAAAAUAAGAGCUUCAUCCUCUCCACCUUUGGCUUUACCGCCGUGGCUUUUGUGACGGGGUCUCUGGCCCUCUGGGCCCCAGCCUUCCUGCUCAGGGCCGCCAUCUUCACCGGAGAAAAGCCCCCCUGCCGCUCUGGGCCCUGCGACACCUCCGACAGCCUGUAUUUUGGGAUAAUUACCUGUGUGACGGGAGUCCUGGGCGUGGCCAGCGGAGUGGAGGUGAGCAGGAGGCUGAGGAUGAGGACCCCUCGGGCCGACCCGCUGGUCUGUGCGGCCGGCCUGCUCCUGGCCGCUCCCUUCCUCUACCUCGCCAUCGUCUUCGCGCAGGCCAGCACCGUCGCCACCUAUGUGUUUAUAUUCUUUGGAGAGACCUUCCUGUCCAUGAACUGGGCGAUAGUGGCGGACAUACUGCUGUAUGUUGUCGUGCCAACACGCCGCUCGACAGCUGAAGCCUUUCAGAUUGUGGUCUCCCACCUGCUGGGGGAUGCAGGGAGCCCCUACCUCAUUGGAGUGGUGUCGGACUCCCUGCGGAAGUCGGACUCGUACCUGUGGCAGUUCCGCUCCCUGCAGCUGUCCCUCCUGCUCUGCUCCUUUGUGGCUGUGGUGGGCGGAGCCUUCUUCCUGGCCACCGCCCUCUUCAUUGAGAAAGACAGGAACGAGGCGGAGAACUACGCACCCUCAGGCGAUGACCCGAUCGUCGUGCCUAAGAGAGGGAGGUCCACGAAGGUGCCCGUUUCGAGCGUUCUGAUUUGACGACGGGAGGAAGGGACGCUGGGAAACCCGCGGAGCCGCGUCCCGCGCGCGCUCGCCCGAGAGGAAGUGGCGAAGCUUCUCGGCCGCGUUUCGCCGCCGCCGCGCCUGGACGGUCGUUAAUCGGACUUCGUUUCCUCUCUAGGGAAUUUUUUUCAAACGGUUAUUUAUUACUAUUGUAAUUCUUUUUUUUUUGGUUUGUUUAUAUCGCUGUUUUGGGAACAUUUCCGAUUUGCUUGAAAAACGUCAGAAGACACAUUAGCUUAAGACUUUAUGGAACUGAGUUUAGGAUAGCCGUACGGAUGUCCUGUACCUGCUCUGUCUGCGCAUCCGUCCGCAUCACCCAGUCCCUGCUCUUACCUUAGUAAACUCACCUGGCUGGGAUUACUGCAUGUUAAUGACGGAUGGCUGCGUGUGUGUCACAGUUCCGGUGCUGCCACUAGGGGGCAGCGACAGCCAGCAUGGGAGGUGUUCAUAUGAGGGUGACAGACCAUUUUCAGGGAGACAGGUUCAUGUAAUUAGAUCAGUUCAUCUGAGGGAGGCAUAUCGAGAGUAUUCUGGGUUCUUGGAGUGUAAAAAGGGUUAAAAGGGCACAAUACUGCAUUUUGAUGACCGUCACUAUUUUAAGAGUUUAGGGUGAUCUGGGAGAAAGUGCACCCUCGGUAGUUCCCCUGCAGUCCCCUUUACUUCACUGAAAUUGUGGGUUGUUGCUGAAUUCAACCUGUUCUUAAUGAGGAGACAGGCUAAAAACAGUUCAGGGAUAUUUUGUCACUUGUGUGUUUUGCUGUGGUUGCAGUACGGUAGUUUUUUUAAAAAGCACACGGGUGGAGUUUGGAGCUGCGGACCCCUCUGCUCCCUCGUCCAGAGCUCUAACCACUACGUCCCGCUCCGCCAUUGGCCUUUGCUCUAGAAAUGCCCCUGACUGCACUCCACCCUGCCCUGCGAUUGGUCCAGCGUGACCCUGACGGUUAAACUGCACCUGUCCGUGCAGACUUUUCCAGGGGGCUGGCCUUAGAGAAAGGAUUUACAGUCUCUGAGAUGGCCUUCAGUAUAGCCCCGCCUCCUAGCGGUCUGCGGCUUCUCGCAGUCCGCAAUCCGCUCUGCUCGUUUCCUCGUUACACUGUCCAUAUCGCCGGGUUUUGCGUCGGUCUCAGAUUAUUAAUCGUCAUUUUUAUUAGGUCAAUAUCAUUAAUAAUUAUGGUCCGUGUUGACCUAGCCAAUGCCUAAUAUUGUGUAUACUUCACUUAUCUGUCUAGAGGAUUAUGCUUCCAAAAGGUUUUUUAUUUUUAUUUUAUUUUUUAUUUUAUUUUUUUAACACUGGAGACGGUUUUCUUGUUUGGAAAUGAUAUGCAGGUUUUUUUUUUAAGGCGCCAUUUUGGUGCUGGACUUGGUGAGGGAAAUGGCGUGGAGAGACACAGGGUUUCUUCUGGUGUACAGUGGACUCAGGCUCUGGAGCUAAGGAAGUCUCACUACAGAAUUGAUCUGUCGCACCCUGGCCUCUGUGCUUACUGUCUCACAGCGAACCCUUAGCACUGCGGACCAUCUCCUCCCAGGCCAAUCGGCUGGCACGCUGACGGUCAUGUGAUAGCUAUGCCCUUCCUCACUGGUGUAAAUCUGAGAGGAGUUCCACCAAUCACAGAGCGCAAAGACAACAACUAUUAGAAUCAGGCCAGUGGUCAUUUAAAAAAAAAAAAAUCAUACUUCCUUGAUACCCACAGGGCACCUGGAAAUACGUGCACCGAUCACCGUUGGUGUUGGUUGGUUUGUUGUGACUGACGUACGUUGUGAUUGGUGGAGCUCAUCCCUUUUUCUGCAACGGUUCAUCUUCAGAAAGCAAUCAAGGAAUGCGAUGCGACUCAUCUGGAACAUUAAUAAGGAAUAAACUUGUGUGUAACUUCCUUGGUCGUGAAGAUGCAGUGUGACGGGAGGUUUAUCACCAGAUUCCGAGGAUGGGCUUCGGUUUCUUUGAUUUCUUUUUUUUUUUUUUUUUUUUUUUAAGGAAGACAAUUGUGGUAUAUUCUAACAGUACAUUAUGUUUGUUAUUUUUUAAAAGAAACAUGUAACAACGAUAUAAUUUUGCUUUUUGGUCUUUUGUUGUAACAUUUUUUUUUAAAGAUUAAAGGAUGAUUAAAAAUUA